Paramacrobiotus metropolitanus is the source of this 1955-nucleotide messenger RNA. RefSeq lists its product as uncharacterized. The record is from RefSeq and is a predicted model, not a curated record. Gene Ontology annotation, molecular function: protein binding. The transcript is spliced from 4 exons. NCBI's taxonomy places the organism in Eukaryota, Metazoa, Tardigrada, Eutardigrada, Parachela, Macrobiotidae. The coding region runs from base 96 to 1742 and encodes 548 amino acids.
UUUAUUAAAAAUUGCGUAAAGAAUCGUGUUGCUUUUAUUCUCGGUAGAUCGAAGUGGAGCUGAAAGCCAGCAAGCAGUUGAAGGUAUCGUGCACAAUGUUUAGCGGAAUUGACCAGACGAACAGCGUGGAUAUUGUGGGCAAAGACGGCAUGGUAUGCUACGGACGUGUGGUCGAGGUUACGGACAAUGGGUUCUUCGUCGACUUCCUAUCUUCCGAGCGCCGCCGAUUCUUCCCGUUUGGCAGCAACGUCUUCCUUCCAUCCUGGACCGUAGGUCCUUUGUGUGCAAUAAUAGCCGACGAGUACGCCAGACCGGACCUAGCUAUUCCCGUGGAAGUGCUGAUGCGUGAAACACCCUCCGGUCCGUGGAAGUGGUUUUCGGCUGAGAUGGUUAAUCUGGCGCGCGGGGUACCUCACGAAUCAUACAAUGUGGCUGUUGUGCGCUGGGGCACGACGACGUUGCUCACCGAUAUGGUCCUCGGCGACCGGAUUCGCCAGAGAGCACGGAGUCCGACAGACGCCUUGGUCCAACGCAUCCAAAAAGGUACAUUUGUUAACGGUAGUACUCCGUUGCCGAAGACAUACUGUUCCAUGUCGGUUGAGGAAGUGCGCAAGCAAAUGCCUGAUUGGUUCGAUUAUGUUGAAUUAUGGAGAUGGUCGGUUGCCCUCGUGAACAUUGCGGAUGAUCGUUUGUUUUUUAUUGAGCGUCCUCCGGAGAAACGUCCACUCAGCGGAGCUGGUAUUGAUGGACUGCCGGAGAAUCUGCCAACUCUUCACGACAGUUUAAUGAAAUGCUUCGCACGUGUUAUCUGCCAGCCACAUUCAGCGAACGCCGAGCUGGAAAGUCAGGAAUCACAGGGUGCUUUGACAGCGUUAUCCGAAGAGGUGUGGCUGGAGGUAUUUUCCCAGUUGGAUACGUUGACGCAGAAUUCACUGCGGGGGGUCUGCGUGACGUUUUCCUACUUACCUGACUCACCUACCUUGACUGUAGAAAUCUUUAUCACAACCGCCGAAUGUCAGAAGAUGGAAAAACUGGACCGACGCGAGUAUUUUGUGGUGGCACCCAUUUAUAAAUGUCUGAACUCUUCGACAAAGCGCAUCGUCGUGGCUGACCGAAAGGCGCUGCUGAGUGAAAGUGAUCUGUGGAAAAUGUUAGACAUGAUCCACUACGUGACGGAGCAGAAAUCUUCACUGCGACGACUGACACUAUAUUUACAAGGUCUUCGCUGCAGCUUCCAACUCGGUUUGACCUACGAUCCGGAGAUGGAGCAUGACAGCUGCAUGCAGCAUAUGCCCAAACCAGUGCGACAGUUUAACGGCUACACCGAUGAACUCGAUGUCCUUCGUCUCGUUGAUUUCAUCCCAGCAUGUCAAAAGCUUCCGUGCGAUGCGAUCCGCUUGCUUCACUGCACUAUGCACGUCAACCAUACCAACGGGUGGCCGGAUGCCAACGGGAGGCACUCGCGAAUUACCAGCAGUCUGACUAUGACUCGAUCAGCGCAGCUGAAUAACCUCGGAUGCGCGAUGUGGGAGGCGUUGGAGAUGGGUAUGCCUGAGCCCACGCUGGAGCAGCGAGAAAAGCUGGCGCAGUGGCUGGCAGGUUUGGGCGCUGCGGCUGGGGGCCAUCUCAUUAUUUCGGUUGCAUGCAAGACGUUGUGUGCGAUGCAGACAGCGGAUCCGCGAAAGACGCUGCACUAUCGUGGGAAACGGUGGUGCACUACGGCCUGCAGAAUUUACAGCUAGAGAAGUUGUCCCGCGUUGCAGUACAUGCCCUGAUCCGGCUGGCGGAAAUCGUUUCCGGAUGACGGGGAAUCGGAGCAGAAGACUUUUGCACAAAGUGCCGAUGGGAUUCUGUAUUCCGUUGACCUACAUUGUUCAGCUUUGGUAACAUCGCGCCGAGUAUUCUUGGCUGAACUGCCUGAAUAGGCAGUACGCUUUAUUUUAGCCAGCAUCAGU